This is a messenger RNA of Xyrauchen texanus (razorback sucker), 2754 nucleotides long. RefSeq names its product FAM161 centrosomal protein B (gene fam161b). Gene Ontology annotation, biological process: cilium organization. Gene Ontology annotation, cellular component: cilium. The record is from RefSeq and is a predicted model, not a curated record. NCBI's taxonomy places the organism in Eukaryota, Metazoa, Chordata, Actinopteri, Cypriniformes, Catostomidae.
AUGGAUCAGAUGACACUGAUCUCUCCCACUUUAGAUUUCACCAAAUCUUUAGAGGGAGGCAGUGUGGAAGUUUCCAAAAGCCAUUUGUCCUUUUCUGAGGAAAUAAAGACUGAUCCAUCUCUCGAGAUGCAUUUGGAGGCUCUAAAGACCACAAACAAGCAGCAGCUGGAGAAUUUAGAGCUUCAGCACCAGAUGGGCUUGGAGAAGAGGGUUCUGCAGAACUCGCUGCUCUCCACAAGCACUGAAUGGAUACUAAAAACCAACUUACUACAGGAGUGCAUCAGUAACCAUCCUGGCCGAGACGCUGAGAAACAUCGAAGCUCGAAGUUGAUUCUUCAGAAUUUUACCUCAAAUGGGAUCAAGUCUUCAAGUAUUGUAACCAGUUCUAAGGGAAUGGUGAGAGAGAAGCAGAAGAAGCCUCUACCACAAGAAACGAAGGCAGCCAAAGAGGAGGCAGACCUGACGGAGUGUCAGAAACAGUUCUGCGUCAUCCCCAUCCCUGAGCACAUCUCAGAACCUCUUUAUGAUGACCUCAUCCGUGAACAAGAACGCUUGAGGAAAGAAGGUCGCGAGCAGAGGAAAGAUUUCCUCUUGACCAUGCAGAAGCCCUUCAGGUUCCACAAGAGGGAGGAGAAAAAGCGAGAGAGGCUGAAGGAGAUGGCCUCUUCCAAUCAAAGUGAAAAAACAAAACCUGUUAUUGUGAGGAAACCUAUACCGCAAGCAGUGUCAGACCCCAGGUUCUCUGAACAGUUGAAAGAACAGGAGCUGCAACGGAAGAUUCGUAUUCAGAAGAGAGCUCAGGAGACUCUGAAAGCUUCCUCAGCUCCCAUUCUAAGGCAGGAACUCAGUGCAGAUAGCCAGUCCCGCAUUGCUCAAAAGACCAAAAGCAAGAUGCUGAGUUACUUGGAGCAGAAUCCAUCCUUCAGACCGAAGACUAACACUGCAGUACCUGACUUUGAUAAGCUGUACCAGGCCUUUCAACAAAAGGCAAUGGAGAAAGCACAUAGGAGAGAUGUCACUCACUGUAAGCCAUUUCAGCUGCGCACAUCAGCAUUACAGCCACGCCACAGGAGCCCAGAAAACUCACUGAAAUCAGACACAACAAGUUUAAAGAGGAGCAGUUCAUUUGGAGGCUUGACAUCACUGUCUCUGGAUACUCUUCCAACCUAUAUAACAGAUGCUGCCAGGAAAAGAUCUAUGGCUGUAAGAAGAUCUCUAGAGCUAAAGGACCUCAAGGAGCAGGAAAAUACUGAGUGGAUGAGACAACACAUAAUUAAAUCUCAAGCUAUGAGCAGGGCAGUAGCAAUGCGAGCCAAGGCAAUGGACCCCCAUAAGAGUCUGAAAGAGGUCUACCAGGAGAAACUCAAACAGCACCGGCAAGCUGAUCUAGAGAGGGUAAAAUAUUAUCAAAAAGAACUUAAAGAAAUAAGAACUCGAGUGACAGCCCGUCCGUACCUCUUUGAGCAGGUGUCCCAGAAAAAUGCCAAAAAUAAUGCAGAACGCAGAUACAGGACUACUUUGGAACAAGCAGGUUUGGAUGAAAAUUUUGUGAGAUCAAAGGGAGAAACUGAUAAGCUCAUCCAUGGAUCAAAAAGCGUGGCUGAUGAAUCUGAAGAUGAGGAGCAUAACAGCAAUGAGAGUGAUUGAUGAAGAAGUGGGGAAGAUAUGUAAGGAAAGAUGAGAAAAAAGAGGGGAAUGUGGAAACCAAAGAGGAAGAGUUGUGCUGACAAAAGACAUGUUUGAUGAGCUGUUGUAUUCCAAAAUCCACAUGUGCAAGGAAGAACAUCAAAGCACUGGCAGACUGUUCCUCAAAUCAUUUCAGUGUUUGAAACAUUGUGUGUUGUGUUAUACUUAUUUUGAUCAGUUGAUUAGUUCACUAUUACUAUUGCUCAAAACCGCUUACCCAAUGAAAGAAAUUCUCUCUUAGCUAAUACUGUUAUUUAUACAGGGGACCUUUUAACCUGGUACAUUAUAAAAAUAUGAAUUUGACACAUUGACAUUUUAGCUUUUGUAAAAAUGUACUAAUUCCAUGUAUUCCAGCAAUAAAUGUCUUAAAAGUUGUAUGUAUAUAUAUAUAUAUAUAUAUAUAUAUAUAUAUAUAUAUGUAUAUAUAUACAUUUACAAUGUGUAUAUAUAUAUCCAUAUAACUUAAAAGGCUAAGUAGUAGCCAGGUGCUGCUAAUCAAAUGCCCUUGAUUAAUUGAUCAUCAGCAAGUGUGACCACCUCUAUAAAAGCUGAAGUUUUAGGAAUUUGCUGGUCUGGAGCAUUCAGGUGUGUGUUAACACAAUGCCAAGAAGGAAAGACAUCAGCAAUGAUCUUAGAGAAGAAAUUGUUGCUGCCCAACAGCCAUUUCCAAACAAUUUAAUGCAAGAAAGAUUAUUUACAAGUGGAAAACAUUCAAGACAGGAGGAAGAUCGGCAAAUCUAUAACAGAAUGGCUUAAACAGAAAAGCAUCAAUGUGUUGCAAUGGCCCAGUCAAUGUCCAGACCUGAUUGCAAUGCUGUGGGGGGACCAUAAGAGAGCUGUGCAUAAACAAAUGCCCGUAAACCUCAAUGAACUGAAGCAAUGUUGUAAAGAAGAGGGAGCCAAAAUCCCUCCACAACGAUGUGAGAGACUGAUAAAAUCAUACAGAAAAUGAUUACUUGAAGUUAUUGCUGCAAAAAGUGGUUCAACAAGCUAAUGAAUCACAAGGUGUGCUUAAUUUUUCACACAUGGCUUCUCCAUUUUGGCUUUAUUCUUGUUAAAUAAAGCAUG